Messenger RNA from Cylindrotheca closterium, 2247 nucleotides. The record is from the annotation of a GenBank genome assembly. Lineage: Eukaryota; Bacillariophyta; Bacillariophyceae; Bacillariales; Bacillariaceae.
AUGCGAGUACGAAAUGGCAAAUUGUAUGGUGUGGAGAUCUUUCUAUUCACUGACAAUUCUACUGCCGAAAGCGUGUUCUACAAUGGGAACUCCUCAUCCAAAAGAUUAUUUCAUCUUAUGGAUAAUGAUUCAAGACCACAAGGGAUAAUGUUGUUCCAACUCAACAAUACUGGUAUCCACUUGGACAGUGGAUCUACUUUUCAUUUGCGAACCAAUGAGGAUGACUUUAAAGAAGGAACUUUACAAGGAAUUGAUGGAGGAUUUCAUUAUACCUCUAAUAUAGAGGGAAGAAGACUUUAUCAAGAAGGAAUCGAUAAGGUAUUUGAUUCUGUUUGUAAGCUUGAUACACGAGCUAGCGACAACAUCAACAGUUUGUCAAACAUGGUAAAAGAUGGAUUUGAUGUAUUUAUGGACACAAAGAGAGAGAACAGCUUUUUUGUGACCAGAAACGGGACUACAUGGCGAUUUGGACAUCGCAAUGGAUUACAUACUUUGGUUGACGAACCUGCUGUGGCAACAGCAAUGUUCCAUAAUCAUGCACGUGGACUUGACAAUGCUGGAGUUGACCCACGUUUCGAUAUUGAAAUCAAAAGACACAAAGGAAUGGCAUUCAUCCUACAGCGUGAUAGGAUUAAUAUGGGAGAAGCGAUGAAUGAAUAUCACGGUUUAUGGAAAUGGACGAAAUUUGCUCAAUGGUGUUAUGAAUUGGCUAAAGACCGAAGAUGGGAUUUUGAUGAUUUAGAAAUUCGCUUCGGUGGAUUACCCAGUACAUUCGUUCAAGAAGCAAAACAACGAGGUAUUCGAAAAGAUUUUCAUGAAUGGACGGAUGGAAGAGGAUUUAUAUAUGAUGAAGUUCCUGCUGGAAUGGAACUAGAUGAAAUUCACAUAGUACCUAAUAAUUUACAUGAUGAUAUGGAAGGGUACUGUGCUCUACAGAGUGUGGAGAAGAACAAAGAGGGUUUCACAAACAAACAAGUGAAACGAGCAAAUGUUGCACAAAGUGGCUAUCAUAUGAUGGGAGCACCUGGUGCAGAACUAUUCAAGUUGGCGAUUUGGGGAAAUUUUUUCAAAAAUUGUCCAAUUACGGAGGAAGAUGUUAAUAUCUCUGAAAAGAUAUAUGGACCGAGCAUUUCAACAAUUAAGGGCAAACAAAAGCGAACAACACCAAAGGCGGUGGUUGAUGAUUGGAUUGAAAUGCCCAAGGAACUCCUGAAACACAAUUUGAACCUGGAUUUAUGCAUCGACAUUAUGUUUAUCAACAAUGUCGUGUUUUUUGUCAGUAUUGACAAAGCGAUCAAAUUCCGAUUCUCUACUGAACUGAAAGAUCGAACGAAAGAUGCUAUUUACAAGUCGAUUGACGAAAUUUUACGCAUUUAUAAUCAUGCAGAAUUUCGAAUCAAAACUAUUUAUUGCGACAACGAAUUCAAACCGGUAUUUGAUGACGUGAAAGAUAACAUGGAUGUGACCAUGAAUUAUGCCGCGCCGGGCGAACACGAACCAACUAUUGAGCGCAGUAAUCAAACAUUGAAAGGAUUAUUCCGAGCACACUAUCAUCAAAUGGUGUUCAAGGCAAUUCCUAAGGUUUUGACUAUUGCUUUACUCAAGCAUGUGACAAAGGUUAUUAACUUUUAUCCUGCAAAGGAGGGAAUUUCGAAAUAUUACAGUCCACAUAUGAUUGUGAGACAAAAACCGGUGGAUUUUUCAAAAGAAUGUGUUGCUGAAAUUGGAUCCUUUGUACAAGGAUAUGGUCAUACAACCAACAACAGUCAACGAUCAAGAACGAUUGAUGGUAUUUAUCUUGGAAUGAAUGACAGCAUACAAUCGGGACAUAUGUUACUUGAUCUUAAUACAAAAAAGACAGUAACAAGACCAUAUGUAACGUUACUUCCGAUCACCAAACAAGUGAUCAAAAUUGUGGAACAAAUGGCACACGACAAGGGCGUUUGUGAUUUACGUACUUAUCAUUGGAAGAAUGGUGAAAUCAUAUUGGAUGGUGAUUUGCUCGCAGGAGUGGACCCAGAUGAACUGUGGGAUGACACAUAUAUUCCACGCGAAAAUGAAUACAAACGAAGCAAUGAGAAUCUUCGUAAUGAAAAGAUUGAUCAAGAUGAAAUUGAUGUGAAAAUCAAGUCAAUGAUGUUCGCGAAUUUGUGGCGAAUUUGGAUGAUAACGAAAAUGAAAAAGAUGAAUCUGACGGUAAUUCGGACAAAUCAAGCGACGAUGAUAAUUAUGAAAAUGAUGAAGUGA